GUUGAGGGUGCAGUAUUUAUGAAGUUUGGCAAUGAGGAUUAGCAUAGUUCCGCUAGACAGCUAGUUUAGCCAAGGAAAACUCGGGAAGGAUAUAGCUGGGCGCACUAGGCUAAUUCAGGAGACUUGUUUUUGUGCCCUGACAUCAGGAGCCGGAGGCGAAAAGUUUGAUUAAAAGUUUCAGAGACUGAAACGAAUACAUCAGAUAACACAUAUUUAAGGAGAGAGAAUCGAUAUACAAUCCCGAAAUCGGCUGUAACUGUCACCAGCUAAACAAAGCUUAAAACGAUGUUUGAAUGAUCCUGAAUCCAGAAAAUGAAUGGUGACUGAAGUCGCUUAUGGACACGUCGGUAGACUCCUCCUCCUCACCUCAUUGAAAGAAAAAAAAAUGAGGGAGUGGGAUAUUUCGGUUCCUCUUUCGUCUCUGACACGCAUAUCCAAUCUAUGGCUGACGGCGAAACAGAAAACCAUUCGGUAGCAAUGGAUAACCGUCCACGGGCAUCAUAACGUCAAAUUUUUUUUAUGUGUCCCGAAAACAGAUAUUCGGGAUGAUUUGACUCUGACUGGCUUUUCUACAGGCUAAAGGAUGAAGUUGAAGAAGCAGGUGACUGUGUGUGGAGGAGCCAUAUUCUGUGUGGCCGUAUUCUCCUUAUACCUGAUGUUGGACAGAGUCCAACAUGACCCUGCAAGGCGACAGAACGGCGGCGGGAACUUCCCAAGGAGCCAGAUCUCUGUUCUGCAGAACCGCAUAGAACAGCUGGAGCAGCUACUGGAGGAGAACCACCAGAUCAUCAGCCACAUCAAGGACUCUGUCCUGGAGCUGACCGACACCGGCGCUGUGUCCCCCAGCGGACAGCUGCCUUUCCGCAGUGCCAACGGCUCCUGGGUCCUGCCCUUCGACGGACGCCCCACUUUCCUCUCUGUCAAGCCCCAGGACUGCCAGUUUGCCCAGGGCCGCCGCGGACAGACCGACCUGCAGAUGCUGGACGUGUACUCCCUGCUAAAGUUUGACAAUGUGGACGGGGGUGUGUGGAAGCAGGGCUUUGAGAUCACCUAUGAGCCUGGGGAGUGGGACAGUGAGCCUCUGCAGGUGUUUGUGGUCCCUCACUCCCACAACGACCCAGGCUGGAUAAAGACAUUUGAUAAGUACUACACAGACCAGACGCAGCACAUCUUCAACAACAUGCUGGUGAAGUUGACUGAGGACCCACGCAGGAAGUUCAUCUGGUCCGAGAUCUCCUAUUUCGCCAAGUGGUGGGAGAGCGCUGACAUGCACAAGCAGGAAGCCAUGCGCAAGCUAAUCCUAGGAGGUCAGCUGGAGAUGGUGACUGGAGGCUGGGUGAUGAGUGAUGAGGCCAAUGUUCACUACUUCGCCAUGAUCGACCAGCUCAUAGAAGGCCAUCAGUGGCUGGAGAAGAACGUGGGUGUGACCCCCCGGUCAGGCUGGGCUGUGGACCCCUUUGGCCACAGUGCCACCAUGCCCUACCUGCUGAAGAGGGCCAACCUGACCAGCAUGCUCAUCCAGAGGGUCCAUUACUCCAUAAAGAAGCACUUUGCCUCCACCCGCAGCCUGGAAUUCAUGUGGAGGCAGGCCUGGGACCAAAAGUCGAGCACGGACAUCUUCUGCCACAUGAUGCCCUUCUACAGUUAUGACGUGCCACACACCUGCGGGCCGGACCCCAAGAUCUGCUGCCAGUUUGACUUUAAGAGGCUGCCAGGAGGCCGGGUCAACUGUCCUUGGAAGGUUCCUCCGCGGGCCGUGGUGGAGGCCAACGUGGCAGAGAGGGCCCACCUGCUCUUGGACCAGUACCGAAAGAAGUCUAAGCUUUUCCGCAGUAAGGUGGUUCUGGUUCCACUUGGAGAUGACUUUCGUUACGACAAGGCCCUGGAGUGGGACCAGCAGUAUCUCAACUACCAGAGACUCUUUGACUACAUGAACUCUCACCCCGAGAUGCACGUGCAGGCCCAGUUUGGGACCCUGACCGAAUACUUCACUGCGGUUUACAAGGCCAACAAUGUGCCCCAGGGUGCCAGACCCCCAGACUACCCGGUGCUGAGCGGGGACUUCUUUGCGUACGCAGACCGCGAGGACCACUACUGGAGCGGCUACUACACCUCCCGGCCCUUUUACAAGAGCAUGGACCGCGUGCUGGAGUCCCAUCUCCGGGGGGCAGAGAUCCUGUUCAGUCUUGCCGUGGCUCAUGCUCGCCACACAGGCAUGGAGGGCCGCUACCCCACUUCAGACUACACCCUGCUGACGGACGCAAGGCGUACCGUCGCCCUCUUCCAGCAUCACGAUGCCAUCACAGGCACCGCCAAGGAGAACGUGGUCAUUGACUACGGCAACAGGUUACUGCACUCCCUGCAGGGCCUGAAGAGAGUGAUCAUUAACGCAGCCCACUUCCUAGUGAUGAAGAACAAGGAUGUGUAUCGCUUCUACCAGACAGAACCCUUCCUAGAGACGGAUGACAGACGUGCCACCCAAGACUCCCUGCCCCAGCGCACUCUUAUUGAACUGGACCAGUCAGGACCCAGGUACCUGGUGCUAUUCAACCCGGUGGAGCAGGAUAGGCUGUGUGUGGUUACAGUGUUGGUGAACUCUGCCAGGGUCAGGGUGCUCACAGAGGACGGACAGACCCUCCCUGUGCAGCUCAGUGCCCAGUGGAGCUCUGCUAGCCAGAUGAGCGCAGAGGUCUUCCAGGCCUCCUUCAUGGUGCGUCUGCCUGCCCUAGGCCUGGCUGUGUUCCACCUGUAUGACUCUGCCGACACCCCCAUGACGCUGCGCUCUGAGACCCUGCUGAGGCUGUCUGGUCGGGGGCAGACUGCCCACGCCGUGGAUCCCCUCCCCCUCCGCUCCCAGACGGCAGACCCACAACCCUUCUACACCUCCACCCAGUCCCUCACACUGGGCUUCUCAGGAACCACAGGCCUGCUGGAGAGUAUCCGUCGUAAAGAUGACCCUCAGGAGUUGAAGGUUCAGAUCCAGUUUGUGACAUAUGGUACUCGGUCCUCCAAGGAUAAGAGCGGGGCUUACCUCUUCCUGCCUGACGGAAAGGCUAAGCCCUACAGUCAGAAGGAGCCUCCGGUGGUGCGUGUGGUAGAGGGACCUCUUUUCUCUGAGGUAGUGGCUUUCUACCAGCACUUCCAACAGACCAUCCGCAUACACAAUGUGCCAGGUGUGGAUGGUCUGUCUCUGGAUGUCACCACCAUGGUGGACAUCAGAGAACAGUCUAACAAGGAGCUGGCCAUGCGGCUGGUCACUGACAUCCAGAAUGACGACACCUUCUACACAGACCUCAACGGAUUCCAGAUGCAGCCCCGACGCCGCUUCCUGAAGCUCCCCCUGCAGGCCAACUUCUACCCAAUCGCCAGCCAGGCCUACAUUCAGGACAGCCAGCACCGCCUCACCCUGCACUCUGCCCAGGCCCUGGGUGCCACCAGCCUAGAGAGCGGCCAGUUGGAGGUGAUUCUGGACCGGCGGCUGAUGCAAGAUGAUAACCGCGGCCUGGGCCAGGGACUGAAGGACAACAAGAAGACGGCCAACCGCUUCCGCCUCCUACUGGAGAGUAGGUCCACUGGCAACAAGCAUGCUGGCUUCUUUGCCAAACUCUCCUCCAUGUUUCACUCGCUCAUCACAAUCACUCUGAGAGGCGGUGCUCAAGAGGUGGUGGACAGUGGACCAACCAGCUUCCCCUCCCUGCUCAGUCACUUGACCUCGGCCAUCCUCAACCACGAGGUGAUUGCGCUGCCCGUGCUGCCCAAGAAGCGUGGCAUCCCUCCCCUGCACACCUUCGCCCCCUUCACAGGGGCUCUGCCCUGCGACUUCCACGUGAUCAACCUGCGCAGCAUCCAGCACCAGCAGGACACCCACUCCCCGUCUCCCUACACGGCCCUCAUCCUGCAUAGGAAGGGUCUGGACUGUGGUCUGGAGACCCCCAACCCCGGCUUCAACUGUACCACUACCGAGGGACAGCUGGGUUUGUCGUCUCUGUUCCGUAACCUGGACCUCCAGCUGCUCCAGCCCGUGUCGCUGUCCCUGAUGUACUCCAGCCCCCCUAUGGCCAACGACUCCUCCGUCAGCCUGGAGCCCAUGGAGAUCUCAGCCUUCAGGCUCAAACUGCGCUAGCCAAGCCCAGAUACACACCUCCACACCAGUCCAGGCCCAGACCAGACUCACACAGACCAGUUUUGGUCCCACCUGGUCCUGCUCUGUUCAGUUUUAUUCUAUAGGAAAACUGCAUCCCAGUGCACAGAGGGGUGGCCACGCUGGUGCUUCCUGGUCCAACCUGUGUAUACACUACGUACCACACACACACACCACACGCACUACACACUCUGAACUGUACAUUCAGCCCGUAAGAGCAGGUAGCCUUCAUGACUAGACUCUAUCUGCAGGGGGCAGAAGAUGGCUGUCGCAGACACAGACAGACAAUCUCAGAACCAGAAACCUUUUGUGCUUGUGAUAAUACAGGUGCUGUCUUUAUCACAGAACAGAUACUGGCGGUCUUCUGCCUUUGCAUUGCAGUAGUGAUGUCAAGUAACACAAACAUACUUUGUUUUCAGUUUUUAAGAUCACUUCAUUUGAUUAUUUUUUUGUAUCCCAUCCUGGACUAACUACUGAAUGUAAAUAUCACAAGGAUAAGGACCUGGGAAUAACGUGGCGACGAGUGCAAUUUCUAAAGCUUUAUUUGGUGUGGACAGUUUUAAAAAAUCUAUAUAUAAUCCUGAUGGAGCCUACCUGCGGCGGACUAGAGAACUGUUCAUUCCAUUAGGUGCUCAUCACUGCUCAUUGUUUUCUAUUGACUGCAUUAACCGACUGACUGCAGCUGUGUACUCGCAGUGUGAAUGUGUGCUCUCUCUCGCUCUCGCUCUCUCUCUCAGUAGCUAUGGCUCUGUAAGAUACUGUAUGUCAGGUAGUCAGUCACUCUGUAGUCACUACCAGACUGGUGACUAGAUCAAACACACUAAGGACAUCCCAAUCCUCACUCUGCUUUUUUUGUCAGUCAUCAUUAUCAUUAUCGAAUGAACUGGACGGCUUGCUAUCCUUCCCCCCCCCCCCCCCCUGCUUGUAGAUGGUCUGUGGACAAGGCUGGCAGUGGAGGACCUGGAAUGGAAUUUAAAUUAUGUUUGUAUUUAAAUUCUCCUAAAGCUGUUCUUGUUGUGUACUCUCCUGUAUGCAGUGGAAGAUACAACUAUGAUGACUAUACCUCGUAUUUAACAUAUGACACAUGGUUAUGUAUAGUAUGUUGCUGUGGAAAGACUUCUGUGAAGAUGCAGUAUGUCGGAGGAGUAGUAAGUGUGUAGUGAGACCCAGAGUGCAGUAUCGGGGAAAAGGUUUCGGUUCAUACUACUGGACUGCUAAUCGUCAUAUUAGUGAGUCUGUGUAGUGAUGAUGGAGCAUCGGCGUACUUCCUUAUCUCCUUGUUUCAAAGCCAGACAGGGAGGACUGUGGUUCAACCUUCACUACCUAAUUAUGUGGAGACAUUAACAGGGGUCCUCCAGGGCUGACUUAGACAACCAGUGUACUUUUGCAUAUGUGGUCUUUUUAUUUAUUUAUCAGCUUUCAUCAUAAAACAUCUCUAUAGCCUUGACCCUGGUUGGGUGAAGGUACUCUAUGAUCCAUAUGUCUUUGGUGGUGAAGGUAAAUCAUCAGUAAUGGCAGAUGCACUAUGUUGAUAUCGGGCCACUCUCUCUGCCAUAUCUCACUAUAUGUUUCUCCUCUACCUUCUUCCCUGCCUCUUCUACCAUCCUAGCAUCAGUGGAGGCUGGUGGGAGGAUUUAUUUGGUAUGGCUGAAAUGGAAUGAAUGGAACGGAGUCAAACAUGUCAUUUCCAUAUGUUUGAUAUGUCCCUUUUUUAAAUUCCAUUCCAGCCAUAACAAUGUCCUCCUAUAGCUCCUCCCACCAGCCUCCACUGCCUAGUGUCCAAUGCUACUUUUCCUCUGGGCUUUUUAUAUUUCUCCACCUUGCUGUCCUCUGUUACACCUCCCUCACUACAUCCCUGAUGUUUUACACUCCUUCCUCAGAACACACUUCCCUACGGUCCAACAUUUCACUCCACAAUGCUCAGGCACUAGCCUGGUCCUAUACAGUAUGUGCUGUAGCCAAUUCCUCUAUUGAUAUGACAACAAAAGAACAGAAUGGUGGUUGAAGUACCAACACACUGGACCACCAGAUUACCAAUGUACCUGCAUCACUUUUCAGGUUGCAUUUUUCCCUCUAAUUAUAUGUUCUACCAUGACAUGACAACUGUACCUAGUACAGCACUCUCCCCUGUUGUCCCUUUCUCCUCCUCUAUUUCCUACUGUCUGUGUCUGAGUCACUCUGUAGACUUGUCUUUUGUAUGUGAUUUGUUGUAGCACUUUUUUUUUGUUUAAGAUGGAAUUUAUGAAGGAAUAAUUUUAUGUUUUCCUCAGUUUUUGUUUCUUCCUGGAUGUGUGUUUCAAAAAAGAUGCAUAGAAAUCAAUUGCAGAAAAGGUGGAGACACAAUAAAGAUCAAAUAUGAUACUUGG
Molecule: messenger RNA, 6507 nt
Organism: Oncorhynchus kisutch (coho salmon)
Lineage: Eukaryota; Metazoa; Chordata; Actinopteri; Salmoniformes; Salmonidae
Product: mannosidase, alpha, class 2A, member 2
Exons: 23
Coding region: 584-4123 (1179 amino acids)
Biological process (GO): mannose metabolic process; N-glycan processing; protein deglycosylation
Cellular component (GO): Golgi membrane
Molecular function (GO): carbohydrate binding; alpha-mannosidase activity
Source: RefSeq, a predicted model, not a curated record